Molecule: messenger RNA, 936 nt
Organism: Penicillium macrosclerotiorum
Lineage: Eukaryota; Fungi; Ascomycota; Eurotiomycetes; Eurotiales; Aspergillaceae
Product: UbiE/COQ5 family methyltransferase
Exons: 4
Coding region: 1-936 (311 amino acids)
Molecular function (GO): methyltransferase activity
Source: RefSeq, a predicted model, not a curated record
AUGAACUCAGCGGACACUUAUCGUUGUGUGCAAGUCCGCUACGCUGGAGUUGCGAAUCAGAUCGACGACCCUCGUACGUCGGGAGAUCAUGAACGCAAAGUCGCAAGCGCGUUCGGGUAUAAUCUAGAAGAUCUGUGUUCUGUUCCAGAAUACUCGAAUUUAGGUGUCAGCUGUGGGAAUCCAUUAGCAACAGCCAAUAUAGCCUUGAACGAGGUCGUAAUCGAUUUGGGUAGUGGCGGGGGCAUUGACGUUUUGUUAGCCGCAAAGAAGGUUGGAGUGAAUGGAAAGGCCAUCGGCAUUGAUAUGACCAAGCAGGAGAUGCUGGAAUUAGCACGUCGAAAUGCAAGGAAGGCGGGUGCCUCCAACGUGUCGUUCAUCGAAGCAUUUAUUACUUCUAUACCGAUACCUUCGUCCACCGCUGAUUGCAUUAUCAGUAAUUGUGUGGUAAAUCUAGUGCCGGAGAACGAAAAGCCUCUGGUCUUUCAGGAGAUGUUCCGUCUACUGAAGCCGGGAGGUAGGGUUGCUAUCAGCGACAUCCUGGCAAAACGAGAGCUUCCGAUAAAGAUCAAGAAGGAUCUCUCCUUAUAUGUUGGCUGUAUAGCCGGUACUAGCCAGGUUGUCGAUUAUGAAAGAUACUUGAAAGAAGCAGGGUUCCAAGUGAUUCUGGAUACUAAUUUCGAUCUCAAUAUUUACAAGGAAACGUGGAAGAGGGAGGAAGCCAAUGGACUGGGCCCUUCGAGCUCAUGCUGCAAUCGGAUGAACAACAGUGACACUGGGGGAGAAAACAGCCCGCCAGACGUGGAUUUCAACUUCUGGACUGGUGAGUGUAUCCGCAAAGGUACCCUAUAUCGACGCAUCACUAAUGAUUCUCCGCAUGGAUAUAUUAUAAAAGGCUCUUUCAAGAUCUUUGCCGUGAAGCCUGAGACCCAUGACUGA